GUCAGUUUCAUUCCGCUUCUUUGUGUUUUCUGAUCUAGUUGUUGCUCCUCAGACUUUCUGCUAUGCAGGAAAUACGCUGAAGAUUUCCACUUGUAGUAGAGUCCACGUGCGCGACAGCUAAUUUGGAGAUCGAAUAAUCUGAUCCAUUGUCUCGGUCCAUCUUGUUGGUCGUGUCGUUUUUUAUUUUUGUUUUACUCGAACUUCGUUCGUCAUCGUCUCGUCUCAGUCGGGGUAUCAAGGUUGCUUUCCAAUAAAUCGCCCUCGGAACCUGGGAGCAAGAGCAUCUUUUUGCUCCGUUGAGGAAUACUUUACUUACAUAUUCGUCUUCAAAAAUCCAAAUGGUUUUCUUGGGUACAGAGUACUGUGGUGGGUCUUCAAGGCCUGUUGUCUUCGGCAGGUUGCUCGAUUUUCCCACUGCUGCUUCCGUAGACUGUGACGUUUCUGCUGCAGACGCGGCAACAUCACUGGACGAAGUGAGACCAAGGAUGCCCCGGAAAUGGAAAAGCCACUGCGUACUGAAUAAAGGUGGAUCCCUGGCUAGAAAUGCGGCUUCAGCCGACCCAGCGGUGGUUUUUACGUGCACGAAUCAAUGUGGAAGGUCAUCAAAACCAUCAAAUACAAUGCGGCGAAAAGGGCAUGCAGAAGCAUCGAGAAACGGGGCUAUGAAAGAAACAGGUCGGCGCCAACGCAGAUCAUGGAAACGAGUUCUAACACGGACCGCAGCCGGCGCGGCCACUGCCUUUCUUGGAGCUGCCACUAUUCUGCAUGGAGGCCUAUCCGGGGUUUCCGCUGCCAACCCGCAGUGCUUGACCGCCGAUGCAAUGAUCGGGGGCAUGCGACACUAUCUGGUCGACUGGGACCAGCAGUUGCUGCACGGGGCCAACAAAACUUGGACUUGCGAAGACUUCGCGCAGUUUCUGUACCGUCAUAUUCAAAACUUUCAUUUACUUGUUCAUGGUUCACAUUGUGUUUGUCACCACAUGCAUGACGAUAAAUCAUCCUAGAACAAAACACGCAAAGCGUCCUUGUACUUACUUACAAAGAAAUAGCGAGAGCCGUGACGACGUCAUCCUCAGGCACAGCAACAAUCUACACCGACCUGCAGGUACAAUUCGCGUGACCGCAUCCAGCAGGAGCUUUUCUACACCUAUUCCAACAUGACCACCGUUCCCACGCCGAAGUCCGUUGCGAAGGACGGCGGGGAAGGCGGCGGCGAACAAGACGAGGUGGUGUCCGUCUCGGACGCAGAACUUCCGGAGGGGUUUGGAGAUUUGCCUUGGAUUUUGUCGCACGUGAACAAGGCGGCGUCGCUGGUGUCGGCCUCGGUCCACGUGAACUCGGGGCUGGGCGUGAUCCGGCAGGAGUGCUUCGUGGAGCCCGCGGUGCACCUGCUGUUCUUUGUCAGCCUGCGCCGGGUGCAUCAGCUGAUGCUGAACCAGCUCAAGUAUUUGUGGUACCUGAUGCAAAACACCCCGGAGAUGUACCGCGGAGCCGCCACGCAGUGGAUCAUGGAGGCGUCCCAGGUGUUCCGCGGCGAUCUGGACACGACGGAAAGCAUCUUCGAGGGCUGGAACCCGCCGAACUCCACCAUCAGCGACGAAAACCCGCUCACGUAUGAAAAGCACGAGAAACCAAAGGUAAAAUAGGAAACUGCUACGUGCUUCUCGAGAUUUAUUCCUCGCACUCAUUUCGGCCUGCCUUCGUGCUCUCAGGCAGAUCUGGGUCGCGGAAGUCGAUACUCGUCCGCGACGGAGCGUGGAUCACAUACAUUCCCUACCUGUUUGUGCUUUUCUGCGUACGGUCAAGGAUGUUCAUCUUCUUGUGUGUGCUACGAGAAAUACUUUUCCUAUACAGGUUUUCUCUAUCGUCGAGCUGCUGCGACGACAAACGUUUAAGGAGACGGACUUUGACCGGGAGCUCGUGCGGGCCACCAUGCGGCACGUGUUCAGCAAGAACGACAUCAUUCUGGAGCUCGGGGCGGGCACGGGCGACCUGAGUCGGUGGCUGAACGAGACCGGGUGGGUACAGAGCCACGCUUACGACUACAGCAGCGACAUUGAGCUCAUCACCUUCAACAACGUGCAUCAAUUACGGGCCGACAACUACCCACCGCGGUUAGGAGACGGAGACAUCCCCUACGACUGGAUUCUCUGCCUCUCCGAACAAUGCCCCAUGAUGCUGGAACCCAUCCAGGCGAAGUUCUCGAACGUAAGCACGUUUAUUUUUGAAUAAAGCGAAACGGCAUCUGGAGAAACGGCAUCUGGAUCUGAUUUCAGAAUUCGCUUAGCUUGUCGACAAAUGUUGUGUUUUUUCUCCGUGAGAUGGAGCUGAGGAAGACAACUGUUCCUCUUUCCGUCUGCGUUGCUUGUUAGUUAGUUUCGGUUCGGCAGCAUCAAAAGCAAUCCUUUCUGGCACGCACGCAUGUUUGGACUCAUUUUCCUUUGUAUGUAUGAAACGAAAACAACCUAUACCGUUACUCCAGUUGCGCGACUACACGCACAAGGGUGUGAUACUGCAGAAAGACGUCCUGGGGGUCAGCGACAUCUCGCCGGCUUUGGUAGACGCGAAUAGCGAGGCGUACGUGGAUAUCCUAGGUGGAAUCACUGCCAUCACCUGCGAUUUGUCACGCUGCGGACACGACAACGUCUAAAUCCAAUGAAUGCAAGCCAAAGUCUCUGAGAUGGGAAGGGAAAGCAUGCAAUUUAGACGUGUUCAUCUUGGCAUCGCAAAUUGAAGGUGAUGUUGGUGAUUUUGCACAGGAUAGCCGAAAAAGGCCUGGCGGAAAGAUACGCGGUGUUGGUGCACGCUGCGGCGUAGCCACGGGCGUCUGAAUCCUGGAAAGCGCAAUCAUCACGGCGAGAACAAAAAGGUAGAAACGUCCGAUGAUUGCUUUACAGCAUGGACGUGUUUUCGCGAUUACAAAAAGGAACAAAACCUUGACAAAGUCGUACAUUCAGUUCUUGAUCGCCCUAGACAAAAGUGUUUGCUGAAACUGAUAUGUACUUCGGCUCCUCGUCGUCAGACCGAAGAAGUGCAGCGAAAUGUUUCUGAUGGAAACAGUCCUGGG
This is a messenger RNA of Amoebophrya sp. A120, 3067 nucleotides long. Lineage: Eukaryota; Dinophyceae; Syndiniales; Amoebophryaceae. The record is from the annotation of a GenBank genome assembly.